Molecule: messenger RNA, 501 nt
Organism: Ogataea philodendri
Lineage: Eukaryota; Fungi; Ascomycota; Pichiomycetes; Pichiales; Pichiaceae
Exons: 1
Coding region: 1-501 (166 amino acids)
Source: RefSeq, a predicted model, not a curated record
AUGUGCUCGAGUUUGAGCUUGACCAGGCUAUCCACCGGGUCCAAGGUCAAUUUCGAGCUCGUGUUGAAGAACAUUCCGGGAGUCAGAUGCACAGGGCCAGGCUCAAUGCUACCGACGUUUGAUCCGUUAAAUAGUAGAUCAAACUUGAGUCCCUCGAUGUCGCUAUCAAAAUUCACGUCGCUGGUAAUUCCGGCAGACACUAAGAUUUCGCACUUGGCGCUCGUUGACUUCAAAAGCUGCACAUCGUCCAACCGAAUUUGCAAGUUUCCGUACAGUGAAUCGACCGGCGUUCCUGUAGCAUUGUAUGUGAGAUUUGCAGGCAACCCGGUGAAUGUGCCCUGUAAGAAAUCCGAAUCCACUUCAAUGUCGAUUGUCGAGUUGAUUGGAACACUGAUGUUCUUACCUGCAAUGAAGUCGUUUGCGAUCUUCGCCAUGGCAACAGGGUCUCGGAUCUUGAAUGCGGUGUUAUCCAGCAAAACAUUCACCUGCAUUGUGUCAUAG